Molecule: messenger RNA, 3069 nt
Organism: Naegleria fowleri
Lineage: Eukaryota; Heterolobosea; Eutetramitea; Acrasida; Naegleriidae
Exons: 2
Coding region: 1-3069 (1022 amino acids)
Source: RefSeq, a predicted model, not a curated record
AUGAAUGUUCGCCCAACCACAGCAAGCUCCUCGUCAAAGCAAGGAUCUCGAAAACAACAGCUGACACACGAUCAACCAGCACAGACAAGACAACAACCAUUGAAUCAAUCACAACCACUUCAACAUCCUCAUACAAAUCUUACUGUCAAUCCAAUCUAUCUUGACGACAACAAGAAAAAGUCAUCAACCUCCAGUCUGACUGUCGAGUCUGCAGCUCUGGACAUCACCACUCACCAACCACCGUCUGCAUGCUACUUGAUGACGCACACACCUUCGGACAUGCAAAAGACAAGUCAAGUGAUCACACCAUCAGUCUCUCACCUGACUCAAGAAGUGAUCCAAAACAUAAUCUUGACCACCACUCCAAAUCACAACAGUCAACCAUCAAAUUUCAAAAAUGCCGUAUUUGGAAGUACAAGCCCAAUUCUCAUGAUCCCAAUACUCCCUCCUAGUUCAAAUGCAUGCUCCAACCAAACUCCAUGCAUGACCCAAAGCAGUCCCCUUCACCAUCACGAUCAUCCAUCCUAUUCAAUAAUGAAAGCUUCAUCAUCACCGAAUAAGAAGCCCGAAUCGACAGCGCAAUUUAUUUUUCCGAUUCGCAGCACCACAAAAAUUUACGAUACGCCAUUAGCACCUUCCUCAUCUUCCUCCUCGUCGUUAGCCAGAAGUAGCAGUAGUAUUGGAAACAAUCAUCAUAACAACAAUACUACAAACAUCAACAACAAUUUGUUCUACAACCAAUUCGGAGAUUGCUCAAUCACUAAUUAUAAUAGUUCUACAAGUUUUGGUUUUAUGGGGUUUGAUUCAGUUCCCAAUAGUAAUUUUAUUUCCAACAACAACAACAAUAAUAGUAAUGAGUGUUUUUAUUAUCUGAAUCCAUCAUCAUCGCCACCAACUGCCCAUGUCGGAUUUGUAAAUAACGAUCUAGAUUCUAAUUCCAUAAACAUGGGCAUAGAGACCAUGCAGCAACAACAAAAUAUUAAUAUAUCGGGGUUACUAAAUUCCAUGCUGAGCCAAAUGGCUCAUGACAACACAAAUUCGUCAUCAUCUGCAAUAUCAAGUACCAACCAGAACAACGUCUCACAGCAAACAAAUUCUGUCCCUCCUUCUGAAUUCGCGCAAUCUCCGAACCUUUUUAUCAACACCAUCAACAACAUAACCAGUAUUCCGAUUUCACUCUUUGGCAUGAACACCCCCCAAACACAUCCGCUUUCUCAACGCCAACAGCAACUUGGCGAAAACAAGAGCAAUGUCACGAUUUUUGCAACAGCCAAUGCACAUGAUAAUUUGACUUUGAACGCUGCAACAAUGCAACAAUUUCAUCUCCCUCAAGCAGGCAUUCCUAUGACCUCCAACUCUAGCCUUCCUAUUUCCACAAAUUCUUCUUUCAUUAACACCUCUCCAACUCCGAUACUAAUGAAUCCGCCAAUAAUAGAGAAUCCUUCAAACUCGUUGAAUUUAACACCACAAUCUUUAUGUAAUUCCAGCACAGACAUAACAGCAACAGGUGAAGUUGAUCUACCCAAUCAAUUCGCAGUUCUACCCAAAAAGCCAGCCAAAGCAAGACGAACUUCACAAAACACUGGAUCAAUGGUGGCAACAAAUUUUCAUCCUGUUACUGGCUCUACAGACACUACAGUUGGCCUGUCCUCGACACUGAAUUCACUCAAUAGCUUAUUGCUAAAGAAAAUGGCUGUGGAUGUAUAUUAUGAUAUUACAAGUGCAGGCCAUCCUUUUUUACCUAGAGAAGAGUUGGAAAGAUUACCUGUAAAUGAUGACCAGAAAAACAACCUUGCCUUCAUGUUUUCGCUCCAAGCAUUAUGCUAUCAACGUUUUGGAAUGGCAAAGCAAGCUACUGAAUCUUUUGAGAAAGCCAAAAGCCUUGCUUUAAUUUCUGCGAACGAAAGCAAUGUUUUUAACACUGCCUGUACACUCUGUAAUUUGGCCAUGUACUGUAACUCAGCUGGCGAUAGGGAAAACGGACAAAUAUUUUCCAAGUUCAUAAACUUGAAGAUGUUGAGAGAUCCCAAUUUUAGAGAACAUCAAAAUCCAGAACAGUUGAAGGCUCUCAUUCAGAUGAAAAAAAUUGCAGAUAUUGCAGGAGGAACAGGAUACUAUGGCGAUGACACAGAUUUGAGCGAAAUUUCUAAGCUUAUUCUUUCAAUUUAUCAAUAUGCAACUGGAGGAGAGAGACAAAUUCCUCCUGAAAUGAUGAUGAUUGCGAAACAGCCUCUCAAUAUGGAAACUCUUCCUCAAUAUUUAAGCUUAUUGGAUUGUGUGAUGAAACUGAUGCUCAUUUACGAAUCAAAAGGUCAACAUUUUUCUCAGACCCAAAAGAAGAUGACCAAAUAUAUUUAUUAUGGCAUGUCCUAUGGCUUGAAAAUAGUUCUCCUCAAAAUUUCUGGCUAUGAAGGACCAGAAUUAGAAGAGGCUGCAGAUAAAAUUACUCAGCUCUGUCGAACAUCAACCUUCACCUUUGUACCAGCAUUCUUAAUUGAACCUGUAGGCGCCGCAAUGGAUGUACAUUUUCAAAUACUGAAAAAGGUUGAUCAAGGAGAAAGAAGCAGUGUAGAUGGGCCUAAAGCAUCAAGAUUAUUACGAAGAGAUAUCGAAGCGAUCAAACUGUUGAAAUUACGAUAUCCUUUGGUGUGCGCAAAAUUUGAUACUCUUGUUGAAGAAGCUGAAAAGCUACUCGAUCGAAGAGGUAAAGACUUGACCCUUAUUGAAGGAGAGGUACCUGCUUCUGUUUCGAGCAAGAGAAAGAAUCAUAAUGAUGAAGAUGAAUACUCACCCUCUCGAGGUUAUUCUGCAAAUUAUGUACCUCCAAAGAAUCAAAAUCCUCCCACAUCCAAUCUCCAUACCAGUACUUCUGAACAACCUUCAUCAUCCUCAAAUGCAGCUAACUUGGAAAUUGGCAAUUUUACAUUUACUUCUAUUAGCAACAAUCACGUGAUAUCAGGAAAUAGCAACGAUAUUGGUAUUAAUCCAAUAACAUUUUUAUCUGCAGAGGACUAUGAGCUUUUGUUUGGAGAUGACGACACUGAUGACGAGCAACCAUUUGAGCUGUAG